Messenger RNA from Penaeus chinensis, 484 nucleotides. RefSeq lists its product as uncharacterized. Lineage: Eukaryota; Metazoa; Arthropoda; Malacostraca; Decapoda; Penaeidae. The record is from RefSeq and is a predicted model, not a curated record. The coding region runs from base 32 to 451 and encodes 139 amino acids. The transcript has 4 exons.
GAACAGGUAGGAGUUGAUUUUCUCUCUCAACAUGAAGUACUGUCUGCUUGCCUUGACCGCCCUCGUCGCUGUUGGCUCCGUCAGCUCACAGUCGGAGCCAUGGUGCCGCUGUGCGCUGUUCGUGUCGUCCAGCAGCGCAGAAAUUAUGGUCUACGAGCUGCCUGAGGUCGCCAUCACCGACUGCAACAGCCACAACCAGUGUAAGAACCGCUGCACAAAGGAGUUCAACGAAAUGACUAACGAAAUGGAUUUAUGGUCUACCAUGAAUGGAGAGACUGUCGGCCAAUUCAUCUGCCAGAAUCUGUACGGAAAUUUCGUCUUCUUCAUCCACAACUCCUACGUUCACGCUUAUUACGAGAUGUGUGGAGGACCUUGGGAAUACGCCGGCCUCGACUCCCAGCAGAUGCUGUGCUGCAACAUGGGUCAGCAUGAGCAUUGCGUUAGCCGUUAAUAUGGUUGUUGCUAAUAAAUGACUAAAAACGUA